Molecule: messenger RNA, 1131 nt
Organism: Fusarium falciforme
Lineage: Eukaryota; Fungi; Ascomycota; Sordariomycetes; Hypocreales; Nectriaceae
Product: PKS-ER domain-containing protein
Exons: 2
Coding region: 1-1131 (376 amino acids)
Cellular component (GO): mitochondrion
Molecular function (GO): zinc ion binding; oxidoreductase activity
Source: RefSeq, a predicted model, not a curated record
AUGACAGAGUCACAAGCUUGGGUGUUUUCCCAGCGUGGCCUUCCCUGGGACGUUCUGAAUCUCACAACUCGCCCGAUCCCGACCCUACCACCACCUCUCCCACUUCCCAGCGACGUUCCGAAGCCAGAAGAAUGGAUUCUCGUCAAGGUCGCAUUUGUUGGUCUCAACCCCGGCGCGAUCUUCCAAAUGACUCUCGUCCCGCCUUUUAUCCGACAAGCUUCCUGUGUGCCCGAGAUGGACUUUUCCGGUACCGUGAUCGAUGUUUGGCAUCCUGAUGAAAACGCGGGAGAGGCAAGCAAGCGGUUCAAGAAAGGUGACAAGAUCCUCGCCAUGCUACCGGCUAGUCACACCCUUCCCACAGGCACUGGUGCUCUGGCUCAGCACGUCCGUAUUCCGGCUAGAUACGCCGUCCACAAGCCCGAGCAUGUGAGCUUUGGCGACGGAGCAGGAUGUUUGCUACCUGGCUUGACAGCGCGACAGCUGGUGAAUGAGUCUGGUGCCAAGGCUGGAGACAGAGUGUUGGUGAACGCGGCCAGUGGAGGAAUCGGAACGAAUGUCGUGCAAAUGCUUCGAAAGGUUGUUGGAAAGGAGGGAUGCAUCGUGGGUAUCUGUAGUGGAAAGAAUGCUGAGAUGGUCAAGAGUAUUGGAGCCGAUGAGGUCAUCGACUACACUCAACACAACGAUCUUCCUGGACAUCUCACGACUCGCUUUUCCUCCAACCCCUUCAACGCCAUCAUCGACACCCUCGGUCACCAGUCACUAUACCUUGCAUCUCCCGCCUACCUCGUUCCCGAAGGAAACUACUCUUCCGUCGGCAUCAAACCGCCAACCUUCUUCGUCCCCGACUUUCUCCGCGCAGUACUCCAAAUGAAGCUCAACGAAUGGUGGCCAGUCUCGCGAUGGCUCGGCGGAGUCGGACGACGAUGGUUGGGCACAUCGAUGAUGAGCCCUACCCUUGAGGAUCGUCAGGCCGCUGUCGACAUGCUUGGGCGAGGCGACAUUCGACUGGUGAGGGAUAGUGUGUGGUCGUUCGCAGAGACAAAGGAGGCGUAUAUGAAGCUUGGUGGACUUCAUGCCAGAGGUAAGGUGUUGGUCAAGGUGGACGAGCAAAUUGGAGAUGAUGAGUGUUGA